Messenger RNA from Equus caballus (horse), 1723 nucleotides. Lineage: Eukaryota; Metazoa; Chordata; Mammalia; Perissodactyla; Equidae. The record is from RefSeq and is a predicted model, not a curated record.
UGCCACUGACUCAGCGUGUCCUCAGACACUCCCAAUGGCUCGCACUAAGCAGACAGCUCGUAAGUCCACCGGCGGCAAGGCGCCGCGCAAGCAGCUGGCCACCAAGGCGGCUCGCAAGAGCGCGCCGGCCACGGGCGGCGUGAAGAAGCCCCACCGCUACCGGCCCGGCACGGUGGCCCUGCGCGAGAUCCGCCGCUACCAGAAGUCCACCGAGCUGCUGAUCCGCAAGCUGCCCUUCCAGCGCCUGGUGCGCGAGAUCGCGCAGGACUUCAAGACCGACCUGCGCUUCCAGAGCUCGGCCGUGAUGGCGCUGCAGGAGGCGUGCGAGGCCUACCUGGUGGGGCUCUUCGAGGACACCAACCUGUGCGCCAUCCACGCCAAGCGCGUCACCAUCAUGCCCAAGGACAUCCAGCUCGCGCGCCGCAUCCGCGGGGAGAGGGCAUAAAUUGUCGUUUUUAGUCUGCGAACCCUGAACCCAAAGGCUCUUUUCAGAGCCACCCAAUGAUCUCAACAGAAGUAGCUGUGAUAGCUUAUUUUAUGUGCCGCUUUACAUAAAACUACUUGACCGGGCUAAACGCUGGUACUAUAUAAUCAGUUCUAAAUCCCUAAUAGGAAUAUCGGGAGCAGGCGGUAUGGUCACCAGUACCAGAAGACAAUACAACAAGGCAACGUUAGAUUUCCUAAUGGUUUCAGCUGUACUCAACUAUAAUAAGUAAUACUCAUUUAAGGUGCUUUCUCGCUAUGUUCUUACUUGUUUUAGACAGGAUUAAUUUCGGUAAUCGCACUCCAGAAACACAAACAAUAGUCUGAGAAAUGUACAUUGUCUUGAGCUUUUUGUAAAGUGUUUCAGGGUCCAAAAGACCUCGUUUGAAAUCUAGAGUUAAAAUUAUUUUCUUUUCAGUAUAUUAGAAGACUUUCACCCCAAUAUAUAUACAUUGGAUCUCCUCUUACCUUUUAAAUUAACCUGGAAAUCUGUUGUAAAUGUGAGGUAAGUAAUUACUUGCAUAUUUUAAAGCUAGCUACCUAUUUUUUAAUCUGUUGACCAAGCAUAAUUUAUCCAAUCCCUUUUACUUACUAAAUUAUUUUCUAUAUGUGCACCUGUGUAUUAAUCUACUUGGUUGCAUUGCUUUAUCUCUUUUAAGGGUGUGCCCUGUGGUAUGCUGUGCCACACAAUUUUUUCACAUUUCUUGGCAGUAGUUUCCAUUCAAAAUAGGAUUUACAAGUUGAAACCAUUUUCCUUUUAGUGAUGUUGCUUUUCUAUAUUUGGGAGUUGCGGAUUCAGUAUUACAAGGAAGGUGACCCACACGGGGAUAGUGUCUGAAUGUGAGAAGAAAAAUAACAUUUACUUUAAACUUUAAUUUCUGUAUUUCACCCAAUGAUUGUUUCAGACAGCAAUCUUUUUUUUAUUGUGUAAAUUUUACACUAUAUUUUACAAAUAAUUUUUUACUUUAGAACAACACAGAAUGCUGAAGAACAUGACAGCCACCGAUUGCAAAGGCUUUGCUGCAGUUUUCUUUUCCUCCACACCUUAUUCCUUAAGUCUGGCAUUCUUUCUUUGCGUCCAUCUGAGAUGUGAAUUGAUGCACCGUGGUAAAAUCGUUGGAGAACUUUCAACAACAAAAACCAGAACACCCAAAAGAUUAAACCUGAAUUGUGUAGUUUACUUGGAUUUAUUUGUGUGCCAGAGUUUUAAUAAAAAAAAAAAACCUUUUGGUUUACAGUA